AUGUUCAUCACCUACAAUGACCUGGACGACAUGCGCGACGCCCGCAAACGCUCGCAGAUCAACGCUUUCGUCAAUCGCGGUCGCAGAGUCAACAGGGCCAAACCCUCGACGCCUCGAUCAUCACACCCGACCGCAGCACAAUGGCACGCGCGCCAUCCCAUUCGAACUUCUACGCCCGUCACGGUCGACUCGGAGUUGUUGGCUCAGGCGGGGAACGCUGCCGAUACUCGAGACGGUCAGCAAGUUACCGACGACAUCAUCUACGCGUUGCUGAGAAGGCGACGUCUUCCCAAGUUGUCCGUUCAAUAUGCCUUGGGUGGCCAUCGCAGGGAUCCAUUUGCGUCCUUUCCCACCCCUCAGACUGGACAGAUCGAAUGGGCGGCCGAUUUCUUCCUCCAAGACUACGCCGCCAUGAAUGCAUCACUUUACGCCGACGACUCGGGCAAAAACUGGCUGACCGGCACACUCUUCCCCCUGGCCUUGCAAUCGGACAUGCUCUUCGAGGCCCUCAUCCUCUCCAUGGCACGAUAUACCAACCCUGCUGGUCCCAACGCCCUCGUGCCCGGUGGUGUGCACUUUGCACAUCUCCGUUCCAGCGUCCUGGGGAAACUCCAUCGAACGCUUUCUCAGUCAAAGGAGAUCUCGACCUCGGACACCACCAUCCACACUGUGAUAUGUUUGAUAGCUGCGGAUUUCUUCGCCGGUCACGACGAUCACGCAUCAACCCACCUCAAAGGCCUCCACACGCUGGUUUCGCUCCGUGGUGGACUGGAGCACGGCAACUUUGACCGCCAGACGAAAUAUAACCUGGCAGGGUAUGUUCUCAGCUGGCUCCUCUCGCCCUGUCGUUUGAAAGAUGCUAAAUGGCAGCUCCCCUCCAGCACCGAAGCAUUGUAUUCAUUUGCGCUGCAACGUAUGCAGGCGGCGUCGGCCGAGGCCGUCAAGCCCGAAUCCGGACUGACCUACCCCAAGCACCCGUUCUCGCCCGCACUGUGCACAGAGAUCGCGACCCUGCCCCACGGACUCAGCGACAUUGCCCUCGAGGGGAGGAUCUCCACGCAGAUCAUCGAACUGCUGUGCCGGCUCGCCCACAUGGCCCAGGAGACCCCUCUGACCAAACGCGCCACGACAGAGGAAAUCUACCACGUGUCGGUCGACCUCAUGACGCUGAUCACGCGGACGACCGUCUCGCCGCUGGAACGGAGCAUCUGCAUCUUCUGCUGGCUGUUCGUGCUGCGGGAGCAGCCGGACCGCAACGAGAGCCAGAAACUCUACGGCCAGUUCCUGGUCAACCUGCGGCGGCGGAUCAAGAAGACGGCCGACUCGUUCAUGGCGCUCGACGGCGCCAAGCCCGACUACGCCAUGUGGGGGGUCGCCAUCCUGGUCGUCGAGAAGAGCACCGAGCGCAUCGGCCUGACCGCCGACGAACAGGCCGAGGUCUUUGACGAGCUCCUCCGCCGACAUCCCCCGGCCAGGCGCUGGAAGGAGACGGUCAAGAGCCUCAAGAGGUUCUUCUUCCUCGACGCGUGGAUCGACGAAUACCGUGUCUGGUGGGACAAGGAGAUUGAGAGGCAUCAAAGACGGCAGAGAGAGGAAGAACACAGCUGA
Molecule: messenger RNA, 1608 nt
Organism: Fonsecaea nubica
Lineage: Eukaryota; Fungi; Ascomycota; Eurotiomycetes; Chaetothyriales; Herpotrichiellaceae
Exons: 3
Coding region: 1-1608 (535 amino acids)
Source: RefSeq, a predicted model, not a curated record